AUGAGGGUGGACGUCAGCUCGAUGAAAGCUCUGACGGCUGAACCGCCGCCGAACACCAUGAAGGCCAUUGAGGAAUUCAAGGCGCCGUGCAGUGAAGAAGAAUUCAUUGCGAAACUAGCCGCAAUGAAUGAAUGGAAUUCCAUGAUUGGAAAAACGGAAAUGCUACGUUGGGUUGAUGUGCUGGAUCGAAUGGACGAGAUCCUGGAGCGUGCAACAACACUGAAUGCUCAACAGUGUUACGCGGUGGACAUUGAUAAUGACCUUCGCCAAUCCGUUUUCACGAUCCUCAAGUUUACCAACCUGCUGUUCGAGAACACCUCAACGAGAAGCAUCUACGCGAGCACUGAUCGACUUCUUGUCUUGUUGCAAGUCGACACAUUCAACGUUGUAAUCAGUACACUUCAGCUUUUCCAAUGUAUUUCCAAGAGAUCUCAUUUCCUUCGUGCCAAGAUGCCGGUUAUUCAACAGACACGUUUUCAAAGGAUUUUGACAGCCAUCGCACAGAGCUGGUACUCACGGGUCCGGGCCAUCAAGAUGAAGCAAGUGAUCGAGGAGAAGCUGACCGUUCCGGAAGUGUGGCCCUUUGAAUACCGUGGGCUUUCUGCCUCGCCAAAUUCUCCCCGAUGGCUCAACUUUGAGAAACCUGAGGAGGGACAGUCGAUCACGUCGAUGAUCUCGAAGAUCGCGACUAACGGCGAGGAAUUGGAGCAACUACUCUUGGAUGACAAUUUGCGAGCUCGGCUUCGCGUUGCACGAAAUUUUGGGUCCGAGCCGGGUCGAAUCAACUGCGUCUCCAGCAGGCUGCUAGCCAUCAGCACAUUGAUAUACUCUCGUCUGCUCUGCGACGAGAUGGAAAACAUAUUUACCAGAGAUCUUUUCAUCGAGGAAUGUGCCGAUGUUGCCAAGCUGAGCGAUUAUCCGGAAAACAUCGCCGAGUAUGUGAACGAAAUGCGCUCGGAGGCCCUUCGUACACUGACAAGCAUUGCCGCCCAGGAGAAGCCGUUGCGCCUUCAGAAGGUCAUCGAGUCACUCGGCGCGAACAGCUAUCACGGUUUUCUGAGUGUUCUUGCCCGGAAAUGCGUCAACGACUUGAGGAGCGGGAAAGUAUCGGUCCAGCUGUGCACAGCUCUCUUUUCCCUGUUAUACCACAUCUCCAGUCUUGAGCAAGGCAGCGAAAGCAUCGUCUCAUGCGGCUUGAUGCAAACGUUGCUCUCGGUCGUCUCCUGCACGACAUUGCCGCUUUCGCAGAUCUCCUUCGUCACUCGCUGUGUUCGGGUGAUCGAUCUGAUUACGACGUACGAAGUGGCGAGCUUCCGUCAAUCCAAUGGGUUGGAGGUCUCCAUCGAUCGCCUUGUGCACGAAGUCGAGGAGUGCCGCAAGGAGCAGCCGUUUGUCAUCGACGAGUCCUUGGAUCGCGAGGACAACAGCGGCGUCUCGGAAUACAUCUUCCGUACUCCGUGCGAAAAGCCCUGCAACCAACAACGGUCUGCUUUGAUCAAGAGUCUGCUGAACUUCCUGAAACGCACGAUUCAAGACAACAAUUUCACCGAUCAGAUUCGACAAAUGAUGAAUGGUAAUCUCCCGAAGGCACUUAUUCACCUGAUCAGCAAUGCGGAUUAUUACACCGCUACGCUGUUCCAGAAUUCAAUUCAGUUGGUAUCGAACUUCAUCUGUCACGAGCCACAGCAACUCACGAGUUUGCAACAGAUGCACCUCCCUUUCGUCAUCUUGCACGCGCUGUUGCGAAAAGAGAUCCCCACGUCGAAAGAUGUCAUCAACAACAUGAUCGCCACUUUCCAAGCUCUGUGUCUGAACGCUCGAGGGUUGGAGCAGCUGAAAGCGUACGAGCCUUUCGAUCACAUCUUCAAGAUCAUCCUCUCGUUGAAAUUCAUCACAGCCAUGAAGAAGAAACGCAAUGAUAUGAACGACGUUGCUGUGGGCAUUGGAGGCUCUCUGGAAGAUCUGAUGCGACAACAUCAAGAGCUACGCCCUCUCAUGGUCAACGCGGUCAUCCGGGCCUUGGAAAAUCUGAAGGAGAUCAGUGUCCAGCGGGGUCCUCAAGUGGUAAUGACUCUGAGUCGACAGCACAAGGGGCCAAGGAACUCUCGCUUGAUGCGGCAUCCACUCAUCCGCGAGUUCAAUCUGUCGAUGGACGACGCCAGGCUUAUCAAUAUCCUUCACCCGCAUAUUGCGCCAUCUCCACAACGGGAGGAGGAGAGCGAAGACGAAGAUGAAGCAGAGGCCGAGAGCGACACCAAUCAAGAAGCUGACGAUGCGGCUCGCGACCCGGAUAUGGAAACCGAGACGGAGCCAUCGAAUACAGCUGCUACAAGCGAGCCUGUGCAGAUGGACACAACACCUGCGCCCUCCACUUCCGCCGACAUCGACAAGUCCGCGCUUCUUGGUCUCCAGAUAGACACAUUGACUCCCGAUGGCCAUCGAGUUGUUCCGCUUGGAGAAUAUCUGCUUGUCUUCUUCAAGAUUGUGGAGACGUUGAUCACGCAGACCACGCCCCCGGAUUUCAUCAACGGCUUGGUGGCGAAGGGAUUUGUUCCGCAGCUGCUUGCAGUAUCUCAGCUACUGCCCAUCCGUAUCCAGUUGACCCACUCAACGAUUCCAAGCAAUGUGGCCAAUAUUUUGAAAUACACCGUGCAAGUCUCGACUGAUGAGGAGCUUCUGCCCUCGAUUCUACGCGAGCUGAAGAAAAUCAUUGACCCGUUGCUGGCACUAAAGACUCCGGAGAACUGGGUCGGCGUCAUUUCAUCGUUGAGCCAUGCUGCUGCCUGUGACACCAUCGGCAUGAUCAGCUACGUGACGCAGAUCGUCAGCAUUCUCAGCAAAUCGGCGCAAUCGAGUGUGGAGGAGACGCGCAACAAGAUUCUGAAAGCCUGGGUGUCCCCCACCGGCAUCGAGUUCGUCGAGGCCCUAAAUGCCGUUUCGAAGCUGAUCUCGAGAGACCUGGCCAUCAGUCACGCUGUUUUUGAAUCAUCCAAGGUGACCACUGCCACCCAAACCGAUUCGCCGAUCGACGAAGGGGAAGCCAAAGAUUCUGGCAAUGCUACAACAUCGCAAACUUCUCCGAUGGAAAUGUCCGUCGAGACGGAGGCGGCGCCACCAACCAUUCCGUCCUGGCAAACCAUCGGCAUCGGUAAAGAAGAAUAUGGGUUCUGGCAGAAGAACAAGGACGUCUACAAUCUUUUAUCGAAGGCCGAGAAGAGUCUGAACGAUUUCCCUGUGCAGCUCACUCGCGGGUGUCUGAAGCCUCAACGUACCCGUCGUGGAUUUGAACAGCCCGCCAGGGAGGUGUCGAUGUCUGAGGCUGCGAAGAAAUUGGCCGAGAUGGGUUUCCGUAUGAUUGCCAACAACAUCAAGUCGACGUUUGAUGAAUGCUCAAUGUUGAUUAAUUUCUACGGUGAUGGCCUGCUUGAACAAAUUUCGGCGAUUCUUUUCAACGAUCGCACACAAGCGAGCUUGCCCCUCCUUGGCGUCUUCUACAAGUCGGGUUGCCACCGAGCAUUUUGUCAGAUGCUGGUCCGCACGAUUGCGCCCCAAUUCGAGAAAGCCACACACAAUUCCGGCGACCUGAAGGUUUUGACGGUCACCUGGAUGAAGCUGGCUGAUCGACUCGUCAACCGCAACAACAUGGCGCCUUCUCGCACGCGGGUUCACCAACCGGCCACCGAUUCGCUCAACUUCCCGCCAGAAAAAUACUACCGUCUGCUGCUCACGGACCUCUUUGCCGUCUUCAACCAAUUGUUCGCUACCCUGCGCAGCGACGCUGUCGACCUCAAGGCGCACAUGGCUUCUGCCGAGCGCAGCAUCACUGUCUAUAAAGAGGUUGUGCGGAAUCUUGUCGAACUUCGUGACGAGGGCUCUCAAUCUACUGCCGCCCGCAUGUCUGACGUGGAUGCAGCCGCUGAACAAGUCGAUGGCAACCAUCUUCAGAUGCUCCUCGACAUGGGCUUUGCUCGUGCGGAAAUUGUGCAAGCACUCGUGGACUACCCCAGCGUUGUUGAUGCGACCGAAUAUCUCAUCAGCAAUCAGUCUGACCGCCAGAACACUGAAGCUGGAACACCAGCCCCAGAGCCAAAGCCGGAUGCAACUCCCAAGGCCGAGAUCAAGCGGGCGCCGAGUGAAGAUGAGCCUCCAUUGAGUGAGCUGAAACUCGAGCUCAAUGUGAAAGCCGCCGUGUCUUCGACGUGCAACGAGAUGGUCCCGCUUUGUAACCGUCUGAUGGAUGUCGACGCUGGCUCUGAGCUAGUCUACAGCUCUGCCGACCUUGUAAUCGGUGUCAUCGAUUCCACUGAUCCCAACUGGCGCGUUCAGGGACUGAUCCGGGCUGGAAUGUGUGACGAGAUUCUUUCGCUGGCUACCGCCCUCCAGAAAAAUCCAGCGUGCCGUAAAUCGGCGAAGAGCCUUUCGACCCGACUCCAUUUCGCGUGUCUCCUCUGGAGUCACGUGGCCGAGGAAUAUCUCGAAGUGCUGAAGGGACAUGAUUUGGUCGGCACCCUCAUCGAUCUGGCCGUGACUUUGACUUCGAAAGACUCCAUUGGUGAUGCACAUCUCGACUUCCACUUCCAAGAAAAAGGGGUGGUUGGUUCGCUGCUGCUAUGGUUGGAUCUUUUCACAAACUGCUCGCGGAUGGCCAUGCGCCGACAGCUCCUCAAAUCCGUUCUGGGUGACGGUGAAAAUCCACACACCUUGAACUUCUCCUACUACCAAUACGAGGAACGUUUUGGAGCACGCGGUCGAGUUGUUGCCAUCGAGGCCCCGACAAAGACGGUCAUCCACAAGGCUUUUGUCGAUGGAAAGAGCAAAGUGAGCUUCAAGAUGGAUCGGAAGGAAUAUCAUCUUUCGUUUGCUGACAUGACAAUGAAGGUGGAAGGCGGAAACACAACCGACAAGAAUCUGGUUUUCGUCGACCUUCCCUCGGCUUGCAACGUUGAUAUGGACCAGAUUCUGGGCGAGGAGAAAACACCCAUUUGGUCCGAGACUCAAAUGGCGUACCUGCUGUGUUCGAUAAUUGGAAUCAUCAAGAAACGCGACGUCCACCAUAGCGUGGCCCAUUCGGUGCUGCAGCUCCUCACCCGCAUCACAGCGGAUCCUACGAUUGCCCACGGAUUCUUUGCGCAGGGUGGUCUCCGGGAUCUCCUUCAACUUCGCUGCCUUUCCACUCCAUCAACAUCCGGCCUGUUGACUCUGGUCGUCCGCAAUUGCAUCGACAACCAAACCCUGCUGGCGCCCGUCUACGAGCGGUCGGUACGCUCCGUUGCUGGUGGUACGCAUGCCAACGGUCACGCAACAAUUGCGAGCAGAUGGAAUCCGGCGCGAAAUGGUCAAAUGCGGGAUUGGCGCUCGGCGCUGAAUACGCUGCAGCCGUUGCUGAUCAAGGAUCCAGAACUAUUCGAGCGAACAAUGGAGUCGUUGACCAAGAUUGAUGAUGGCAAGCUCUCACUGCAGCAAAUUCACCAGAACACUGGCGUCUCCGCGGCAGCCGGCUCGAAUAAUCCAUCGACAUCAGCCGAGGGGGGUUCCAAGGCAAACAGCCAUCACAUCCCAACGGGAUCCAACACAAUCAUUACCCAGAUCAUCGAACUGCUGCUUUCGGAAGUUCUUUCUGGCACUUGGGACAAAGAUGAAAACGCGACCGACAUUCCGAGAAUGGUCACCAAAGCGAACUUUCUGACAAUCGUCUCUGAGCUGGUUCGUGGCUACAGUUGUGUCGCGCACAUUCUUUGCGAUCUGAAGGCGGAUGGGAGCACAACACACACAAUUCUCUAUCCUCUCAUCGAUACGUUGGUUGGCGAGACAAAAGAUAUGGAAACGCAUAAUGCUGUUCGGACUCUUGUCGCCACGAUUUCCUCGUGCAAUUUUGCCACGAAAGCAAUGGAUGCGCUCGUCACCGAAGUCAAGGCGGUCAUCACGGAUUUGCCGACGAAGAAUUACGAGCAGCAGCUUUUGCUCAGCAAAGUGUCCGAGCUUGCGAAUCUCAUCAUUCUGAUGCGCGAGGCCUGCCCGACCAUUCCCCUAAAAGGACCAGCCAAUGCCCGGGAGGCCAGCAACAACACCAUGGUUCGACUACUGUACAAGAAGCGCAUCUGCAACGAGCUGACCCGCGCCCUGAUCCUGUUGCCGCUGGGCAAGAAGGAAUGCGUGGAUGCGGUUAAUAAUGUCCUGCGCACCCUCGACGAAGUCUCGCGCUCUAUCCAUGCUCAAGUUUCACAACCGAACGCAAAAUCUGACAAGUCUGGUGAAGACGCAGUCACCGUCCACGACGUCUCUUUCUCCGUCGCUCCGGAUGCGGCAACCCAGCCUGAAUUCGACAUCGUCCAUGAUGAUUACACCAUCGGCGAAGUGGAAAGCGAAAGUGACGAGGAAGAUGAUCACAUCUUCGAAGAGGACGACGACGAUGAAGGGGAUGAGGGCCCGGUCGGUGGCGAUAGCGACGACGAUACCCAGCGUUCUGAAGAAGACACUCACAACGAGCGCAUGGAUGAAGAGGAAGAGGAAGCAGAGGAUCCAGAUGUGACGAUCGACGAACGAGCGUUAGAGCAUCCACCAUCUCCGGAUCGCCUAGCUGCCGGCCAGGCGGAAGACCAACCAAUGCCCGAGGCUGUUGAGAAUGACGUGUUGGUCGUGGAUGACGAAGAAGUGGAGCCUCACGAAGAGAAUGUCGAAAAUGACGUUGAAGAAGAGGAGCCCAGCGAUAUGGAUGAUGAUGAGGACGAUGAAGACGACUACCCUGAAGACAUCAUUCACCGCCUUUACGACGAGGUCAGGGACUUUGGACGCGAAUGGGCGCCAUGGGAAGGUGUGUUCCGCGACCAAAUGGACAUCGAUGGCAUCGGAGGCUUCCCGAUGCUCCACGGCCCUCCGCACCGUCUCAACAAUCCAUCCAACCGUGCUCAGGACCAUCCAUUGCUGACUCGGCCAACCGCAGUCCCGGUCGAGCCCGCCCGUGCCAAUGUCACCGAUCGCAUUGCCCAGCGCCUGAACCACAUUGAGCGCUUGAUUCCACGCUUUGCGGGAGGCAAUCUUCAACGUGGCAACGCGUUGCGCCACCGCAUCGACCCGAUGCUGAUGGAGGAUAUGCGCACGCUGGGUCUCCGCCCGAUGUUCGAAACGCGCAUGCUCGAACGGCCUCUAUUUGCUAUGGUGACGGGCCAUGGAGGACAUGCUGAUGGCUUCUUGACGCCAACGGGUGUCAAUGGUGGUGACCGCCGAUGGGCCCAUGCCUCCACCGCCCUGGAGCGUCUUGCCGAUGGCGUCCGGCUUUUGGAGCCGCUCUCCGCUCAGUACCUGGCCGUUCUUGUCAAUGCCAUCAUUGUCCGUAAGGCCGACGCUAAAGGCAAAGCGGAUAAACAGGCGAAGGCGGCUAACGAAAAGAAGGGCGACGAGGUUUUGGGUCUUGCGCAACUCGUCCAAGAGGCUGUAGCCCCUGUCGAAGAAGAAGCGAUGGAUACUCAAGAAGUGCCCGUCGUAACCGCCGUUGUGGAUACUCAAGCCGCUGAAACCUCGGCAGUUGACCAGCCGUUGCCCUCCGAGGUUGUCGAUCAGGAUGUCCCAAUGGCAAGUCCACCAAUCGAGCCGGCUCCCCAGGCGAUGGAAGUAUCUUCCGAACCACCAGUCGAUGCUGCCGCUCCAGUUGACAGGCCGCCGGCCACAACACCAACCCCACAUGAUGAUGAGGAGCCAAUGCAAGAAGACCCGCCGGCUACACCUACCCCAGAGCAGAGCGAUUCUGACGGCCCAGUCGACGUGGAAGCGACGACCCCAUCGACCACCGAUGAACCACCGGCCGGAACGGGAAUGAUCCGCGUGCCCGAAGAGUACCGUCAUAUCCUUGGCGACAUUGAGAUCCCCGAGGGCGUCGACGUGGAGUUUAUUGCGGCUCUCCCUGAAGAACUUCGCCAGGAGGUUUUGCGUGACCAUGAACGCCAGCAGCGAGCUCAGCGCGCUGCCCAGGCCCCACCACCUGCCGUCGCUGCAGCCGCGGUGGAGACGGGAGGCAUCGCUCCUGUCGACCAGGAGUUCCUCGCCGCGCUUCCGCCAGAGAUCCAGGAGGAAAUUCUCGCUCAACACGAACGUGCGGUUCGCAAUGCUCAAGCGGCUGCCAACCCGCCUGCCAAUCCGCCGCCCGUGGACAACACCGAUCAUGCCGUUGCUUUCCUCGAAAGCUUGGGUCCUGGCCUCCGAUCUCAGAUUCUCUCGGACGCAGAUGAUAGCAUGCUCGCGAUUCUUCCAACAGCCGUAGCCGAAGAGGCUCGUCGACUCCGAGCACGUUAUGAACAAGAGCGGCUUGUUCGAAUCCAGCAGCGUCUCAUCCCAGCGGGUGGGCCUGCUCGCCGUCAUAUUAUUCCGGGUCGGCUGGGACAUCCGAUGGUUCCAGGAAAUGCUCAGCCGCCGAAUGAAGCGAGAACUGCCGAUUCAAAUGCUGUUCAGAUUCUGGAUCGUGACGCCCUCGUCGUGUUGGCUUCUCUCUUCUUCAUCGACAAUCCACGCUUCAGCACCAACCGCCUAUAUAAGGUGGUCCGCUCGCUUUGUAGCCACCCAGCGACUUGCGACUUCUUUGUUUGGUCGAUGCUCUCUUUGCUCGAAAAGAUGCUAAACGCAUGUGAAGAAGAUGAACAGGCGCCAUCGAACACAGCCGAAGCUUGGACCGAUACCUUCUCCUAUUCCGGUGGUACCGAUCCUGCAUUGCGAAUGGCUGCAGACGGCUCCUCUGUCUGGGUCCACCCUCAAGCCGCGCCGGUCGUUGCGAAAUGCAUCCUCGAAGCUCUCAUCAAUCUCAGCAAAGCGCUGCCAGGACAUUUUCUAUCGACGCAGCUGCGCAGUGAUUGCAAGGCGCAGGCUACGGUCUCCGAUGUUCCCUUGGCGAGCAAGUUCUGGAAAAUCGUUGCUGAGCUCGGGCAGAAGAAAUUCCAUGGAAAGGAGCCGCAGCUGAACGAAUUCCGGUAUGCUCAGUUGGAGCAUUCUCCUCUUUCCUACUUACUGCAAAUGCUCGAGUCGCCAGUGGCAAUGUCAAACGUGGAGCUUCAGGGCAAGCUUCUGAAGACCUGCGCCCAAGUUUUCAACACCCUACCCAACGACACCAGCGCACGUUUGAGCUCUACAAAAUCGGCUAGUCUUUCCUCCCAGCUGGCCACCGUCGUACGACUCGUUACCGAGGCCAAAUGGGCGAACGAAACUCUUCAGGAUGCUCGGACCAUACUUGUCGAUGCCAUCAGGGCUCUUGGCCCCUCGACGACAACGUUCAUCUUUGAUCAGCUCUACAAAAAUAUCGAAAAACAAGCACGCCUUCUCAUUCCACAGAUCUCGCUCCUCGUUACCCAGCUGACCACAGUGAAGCCCUCGUCCGAAACGGAAGCCACCCCGGAAACUGACAGCCCUGAAACCUCAAAGGCGGUCCUCAACCGCGGCGUCCGCGUCCAAGUCAAUCGCUACGAUGGGGAUCGAGUGGUUGUUGAGGGUGACACCACCGGCCGUUCAUUGGCAGCCGCUUCAUCCUGUAUUGAGCUGCAGCUCCCUGCUGUCAGCGCUCUAACCGACAAGACUGGAGCCCAGUACUCACUGCUUCAAGGCCUGCAGACCGUGUGCAAAAUCCGCGAUCUGCUGCGCGUUCUGCGGACCAAGCGUCAAGAGGAAGUCGAUGCCCGCAAAAAGAAAGAGGAAGAGGAGCGAAAGAAGAAGGAGGCUGAGGAGAAGAAACAAAAAGAGGAGACGGAAACCGAUGGAAAAGAUGCUGGCAAUCAAGAUGGCACUGACGCUGGCGCCCCGACUUCCGCAGCUGCUGAGGCAACCCCUGCUCCUCGUGUGGUUCAACCGGAGGCUGCUGAGCGACCUUCUACAAGCGGAAUAGCCCCAGCUGACUUGACGGCGACAGAGCCUGCCCCAAUGCUCGAGAUCUUUGAAAUUGACGAGCGUCUCAGUUCCCGGCUCGAGUCGAUACAUACCCUCUGGCCUCUCGUUUCGACUUGUCUGGAACGUCUGGGUCGGGCCAGUGAUCCGCAUGCCGUUUUGGCCCUACAACCGGUUGCUGAAGCUUUCUUCCUCGUCCACGCCGUGCACAGCUCCAAUCCUGCAAACGACCACGAGCAUCCCGACACCAAAAACCUGGUCCAAUUCGCAGAGCAACAUCGCAGCGUCCUCAACCAGGUGCUCCGACAAGAUCCGUCAGCCCUUGCAGACGGAGGGCCGUUCACGGUUCUUACCCAGUUCCCAAAGCUUCUCGACUUCGACGUCAAGCGCAAAUACUUCCGGAAACAGCUGGCAAAGGGAGAGGACCCGCGCGCAUACCGUCGAGAUGAUGUCGCUAUCCGUGUGCGUCGCUCCCAAAUCUUCUCCGAGUCCUACCGCGAGUUGUUCCGUCUGAGCCCGGCCGACUGGAAGCAUCGCUUCUACAUUGUUUUUGAUGGCGAAGAAGGUCAGGAUGCAGGCGGUCUGUUGCGGGAAUGGUUCUCGGUCAUCACCAGGGAGAUCUUCAAUCCCGACUACGCUCUCUUCAUCACUUCUCCCGGAGACCGUGUCACCUACAUGAUCAACAGGGCUUCCUGGGUUAACCCAGAGCACUUGGAUUAUUUCAAGUUUGUCGGACGUAUCAUCGCGAAGGCGGUGCAUGAUAACAAGCUCCUCGACUGCUACUUCACCAGGGCCUUCUACAAGCAUAUCCUCAAUCUACCCGUCCGCUACCAAGACUUGGAGAGUGAGGAUCCGUCCUUCUACAACUCCUUGCGCUAUAUUCUGGACAAUCCGAUCGAUAACCUCAGCCUUGAUCUCAAUUUCACCCUCGAGGUCACCGAAUUCGGCGUCACUGAAUCUCGCGAUCUGAAAGAAGGCGGUAGCGGUAUCCCGGUUACGGAUGAAAAUAAAGAGGAAUACGUCAAACUGGUUUGCCAGAUGAAAAUGACCAGCGCGGUCCAGAAGCAGCUCAAGGCGUUCCUUGAUGGGUUCUACGACAUCAUUCCAAAAACGUUGAUCUCGAUGUUUAACGAGCAGGAACUUGAGCUAUUGAUUUCUGGCCUGCCCGAAGUGGAUAUUGACGAUUUGUCGGCGAACACGGAAUACCGUGUCUACACGAAGACCAGUCCGCAGAUUCAAUGGUUCUGGCGCGCUCUACGCUCGUUCGAUUCCGAAGACCGUGCCAAGUUCCUGCAAUUUGUCACGGGAACCAGCAAGGUUCCACUGCAAGGAUUCGCCUCUCUCGAAGGGAUGAAUGGCGUCCAGAAGUUCUCGAUCCACAUGGACUCUCGCAGCGGAGACCGUCUUCCAGCCGCUCAUACGUGCUUCAACCAACUCGACUUGCCAACCUACGAUUCGUAUGAGAAGCUGCGCCAGCACCUCCUCACCGCCAUCCGCGAGUGCACCGAAGGCUUCGGAUUCGCU
Molecule: messenger RNA, 11382 nt
Organism: Mesorhabditis spiculigera
Lineage: Eukaryota; Metazoa; Nematoda; Chromadorea; Rhabditida; Rhabditidae
Source: the annotation of a GenBank genome assembly